Messenger RNA from Polypterus senegalus (gray bichir), 2203 nucleotides. RefSeq names its product calcium-binding protein 39-like. The transcript has 6 exons. The record is from RefSeq and is a predicted model, not a curated record. Gene Ontology annotation, molecular function: protein serine/threonine kinase activator activity. The annotation marks the transcript as partial. Gene Ontology annotation, biological process: intracellular signal transduction. NCBI's taxonomy places the organism in Eukaryota, Metazoa, Chordata, Cladistia, Polypteriformes, Polypteridae.
CUUUCCCAACAGGGCAAGAAGGACGUGUGUCAAAUUUUCAACAACAUUCUGCGGCGACAAAUCGGAACCCGGAGCCCCACCGUCGAAUACAUUUGUUCCCAUCAGCAGAUCUUAUUCAAGCUCCUUAAAGGCUAUGAAACACCACAGGUGGCUUUGAAUUGUGGGAUCAUGCUGAGGGAGUGCAUCCGACACGAGCCCCUCGCAAAGAUCAUUCUUCAUUCAGAGCAAUUCCACGACUUUUUUAACUAUGUCGAAAUGUCCACCUUCGAUAUUGCCUCGGAUGCAUUUGCUACAUUUAAGGAUUUGCUUGUGAGACACAAGGUGUUAGUUGCUGAAUUCCUAGAGCAGAACUAUGAUGCCGUUUUCAGCGACUAUGAGAAGCUGCUUCAUUCAGAAAACUACGUGACCAAGAGGCAGUCGUUAAAGCUUUUAGGGGAGCUGCUACUGGAUAGACAUAAUUUUACUAUCAUGACGAAAUACAUCAGCAAGCCGGAAAAUCUCAAGCUCAUGAUGAACCUCCUUAGAGAUAAAAGUCCCAAUAUCCAGUUUGAAGCUUUCCAUGUGUUCAAGGUGUUUGUGGCCAACCCAAACAAAACUCAGCCAAUCGUCGACAUCCUCUUAAAGAAUCAGAGCAAACUCAUCGAGUUCCUCAGCAACUUCCAGAAGGACCGGACAGACGAUGAGCAGUUCAACGACGAGAAGACCUACCUGAUCAAACAGAUCCGGGACCUGAAAAAGCCAGCUUCCUAGAGUUGACGUUUUCGAGAUUCCAUUUUUAUGAUUAAAUUGCUUUUCUUUUUUAAGCCUUCUUUUACUUCACUCUAGUAUUUCUCUGUUCAUCCUCCUUGUUUAAAGCAACAUUCAAAUAAAAAGCUUUUAUUUCUGUAAUUUUCCCCAUAAGCACCAAAGGUCACACUUACUAACCACAAGGGAACAUGUCCGACUUGCGUCUAAACAAGCAACUAAUGAAAGCUUAACGAGUCACCGAGGACUUGAGUUGUGUGCAUCGUGCGAAUCUCCAUUACCAUCGUGAUGAGGGAAUACAAAAAGAGCCAGCAAACACUUCAGUAAGCAGGAGAACUUCCUGGCGCCUUUCUUCCUCCGGAAAGCCAUCUUGAAUGUACAGACCUCGGCAGCGGCGCACAGAUGGAGAGCGGGCAUACGGACAGUCGAUAGUCGUGGGACACGCCGAUCUGAGUUCCUCCUCCUCCUUUGUGUUAGAUCCUCUUUCACAAGACACACUUUAAGGUUCCUGGCUGGUGACUGUGCUGCAGGACGUCGUUUUGGGGUCACAUCGAGUUCUGUUGCAGAUCAGGUGAUCGAGUAACUUUUGGCUUUUAUUUACGCUGAAUCUGUAUGAAUAUUUUUGUAUUUGCUUUUUGCCUUUACUUGUCUGAACGCAGAUAUGAUGUUUGUUGGAGAGUGGAGUGAAUGAACGAACGAGUGAACCGCAGCUUACGCUCUGUAGAGGAAAACAAAUUUUGAGAUUUUUAUUUUGUGAUUGCUAUUUAAGUAUAUAUUUGAUCUGUAAUAUGGUGAUUAUUGUUGUUGUAGUUUUUUUUUUCCUUCUACUUUUGUUCUCUUUUUUUGGUUCUUGAAUUCAGGCAGCUAACAAGUUCUCUCUUCAUGAAGCACUGUUUGCUGCUGCCGUCACAGGAACCCUUAUUGUGCCUUUGCUGCACAGGCAGAACCCUUUUAGAGGAGCUGGUGGAUGCCAGUCACCUCCCGAUGGCAAACCUACAAAAUGAGAGUGGCAAGUGUACCCAAGCCAUCGCCAGUUAGAGUCCGUUCUAGAAGAUUGUGCAUUUAAAAUUAAAUAAAAUAAAACUUCACAUUCCAGGCCUAUACAUUUAUUCAGGUGGUCUGAAAUAAUCAGGUGGGGUGAGGGGAGGAAAGCAGUAGUGAGUAUGAGACUUAAAAUUUGGACUUCCUCCAAGAUAAAAUAGCGCAGCAUAGAAGAGGCAAAAUCCACAAAGCGUUGCAAUCCAAAAAGGAGUCUUAUUCGGAUGAGGAGUAGAGCACGUAAAAAUAAAAUUUAAAAAAGGCAAGCAAAAAGAACAAACACAUGCCAAUGAGUAUCUGUGCUAAUGUGUUUCUUAUUUUUCCGCUGUGGAACUUGGUUUGAAGGCUGCAUAAUGUCACAUAAAACUUUGUAUCAUCACAUCACAAAUAGUGCUGAAUAAAACCGAAUGUCAACCCUGUC